Messenger RNA from Alexandromys fortis (reed vole), 2517 nucleotides. It is a transcript of the gene Slc24a5, whose product is annotated as solute carrier family 24 member 5. The coding region runs from base 1002 to 2504 and encodes 500 amino acids. Gene Ontology annotation, molecular function: calcium channel activity; calcium, potassium:sodium antiporter activity. Gene Ontology annotation, biological process: intracellular calcium ion homeostasis; melanocyte differentiation; calcium ion transmembrane transport. The record is from RefSeq and is a predicted model, not a curated record. The transcript has 9 exons. Gene Ontology annotation, cellular component: trans-Golgi network; membrane. Lineage: Eukaryota; Metazoa; Chordata; Mammalia; Rodentia; Cricetidae.
CUCUGUGACAGCUUUUAUCUCAACCCAAGAAAUCAUGACAGACAGACAGACUGUGACAGGAUGACAGAACACUGACCACACGAAAGAGACUGUCCUCAACAGGUUACAUGCACUUGUGAUGCAGUACUCACCCAGCCCAAACAGGCUUUACAGAGAGUGGAAAGGAGGAACAGAGAGGUUAAUUACCUUGCCCUAGGUCACACAGCUCAUAAACAUUGCUAGAGUUAACUUGUGAGGUCUCCUCCAGGCCCUCUGCCAUCAGCCACAGGUUGUGCCUCUGCCACAGGUUUUCCAGGAUCUUGGCAAGCUGCAGGGUGUAUUUGAAUGCUGGCUGCCUUGUCCAAUUAGUGUUUCAUACAGCUCCUUCUGGCAAAAAGGCACAGCUGAUCUAUGAUCAAACAGCAUCCAUUCUGUCUCCUUAAUAGUUCAUGGCAUGCGGGCUUCCCGCCAUCCCCACCGCUGCUGCCUUCUUUCAUGCCGCCCUCAUUUCUCACUUCAGCUGUUAUAGUCCCCUCCUUCUUGACCUUUCUGCCUCUAGCUCUAACUGCGGAUGAAGAUGGAGCGAUCCAAAUAAAAACACAAAAGAUGCCACGGUAGCCAAGAGGUAUGCAUACGCCAGCCCAAACAAUUCCUCGAAGCAAGGGCUGCAGCGUCAGCCAAAGCCAGAUUCUCACAAGCCUAGAGGAAGUCAAAGGCAGAGUCAGUAUGAAGACAUUAAAUAUGAUCCAUCCUGGACACAGACACAGACUUUCUGGGCCUGCCCUCAGAGACCCAGCCUGGAAACAGCUGUAGACGUUUGUCUGUGCCCCUCCCUAACUCCUCCAACCUCCCUGGGGCUUGGGUCUUCUGAUCAGAAGAGCUGGGCUCCUGUGCUGGCCUCCUAAGCUGUGCCCCCCACCCCCCGGGGCAGGCACUGGGCAGGAAGGCCACUCCUCACAUGAUUCAGCAUAAGCCUCGGUUGCUCCCUUCCUGAACCACACACUGCAAAGAGCACGCUGGAAAUGCAGACAAAAUGGGGCGCAAGUUGGAGAAGAAGGGUCCUGCUGCUGGGCAUCUGCUGGGUCUCCGCACACCUGCCUGUCCGGGGUGUCUCCCUACCCAAGCGCCUCCGAAGGGCCACAGAAAACAGCACGCAGUGUGCGCCCUCCCCAGCAUCGGAGUUUCCUGCAGGGUUCUUCACGAGGCAGGAGAGCACGGACGGAGGCAUAGUAAUCUACUUCCUCAUUAUCGUCUACAUGCUCAUGGCCGUGUCUAUCGUCUGUGACAAGUACUUCCUGCCCUCCCUGGAAAUCAUCAGUGAUGCCCUUGGACUGUCACAGGACGUUGCGGGUGCAACUUUCAUGGCAGCAGGUAGCUCUGCCCCUGAACUAGUUACUGCGUUCUUGGGUGUUUUUAUCACAAAGGGAGACAUUGGUAUCAGCACCAUUCUUGGAUCUGCAAUUUACAAUCUGCUUGGCAUCUGUGCUGCCUGUGGCUUGCUAUCCAACAUGGUUUCAACACUCUCAUGUUGGCCCCUGUUCCGAGACAGUGCAGUGUAUGCAGUCAGCGUUGGAGCAGUUUUCGGCAUAAUAUUUGACAACCGAGUUUACUGGUACGAAGGAGCACUGCUGCUGCUGAUUUACGGGCUCUAUGUUUUGCUGCUGUGUUUUGACACUAAGAUCAGCCGAUGUGUCAUGAAGAAAUGCAGUCCUUGCUGUCCCUGCCUUGCCAGAACUAUGGAGAGAAGUGAACAACAGACACUGCUGGGAUGGGAAGACGAGAGCCAAUUCUUCACUCGUCGCCAAUCAAGGACAGACAGUGGAAUAUUUCAGGAAGAUUCUGGUUACUCCCAACUUUCUCUAAGUUUACAUGGUCUUAGUCAUGCUUCUGAAGAUCCACCAAGUGUUUUCAGCAUGCCUGAAGCAGACUUGAAAAGAAUUUUUUGGGUACUCUCUCUUCCUAUUAUUACAUUACUUUUUCUGACAACACCAGAUUGCAGAAGAAAGUUUUGGAAAAAUUACUUUGUGAUAACCUUUUUCAUGUCUGCACUAUGGAUAUCUGCAUUCACAUACAUCCUGGUUUGGAUGGUCACAGUAACAGGGGAAAUACUAGGAAUCCCAGACACAGUAAUGGGCCUUACUUUAUUGGCAGCAGGUACAAGCAUACCAGACACAGUCGCAAGUGUGUUAGUUGCAAGAAAAGGUAAAGGAGACAUGGCUAUAUCUAACAUCGUGGGAUCCAAUGUGUUUGAUAUGCUAUGCCUAGGUCUUCCCUGGUUUAUUAAGACUGCAUUUACAAAUGCAUCUGCUCCUGUAGAAGUGAAUAGCAAGGGACUCACUUAUGUAACCAUCUCUCUCAACAUUUCAAUUAUUUUUUUGUUCUUAGCAGUUCAUUUUAAUGGCUGGAAACUAGACCGAAAGUUGGGGGUGGUCUGCCUAAUGUUAUACUUAGGACUUGCUACCUUAUCAGUUCUAAAUGAACUUGGAAUUAUUGGAAGUAACAGAAUAAGGGGCUGUGGAGUUUGAUAUUUUUAAUAGU